AUGAAGCUCUUCUCUGUUGUGCCAAACCAAGGAUCUUAUAGGGCCACUAGGCAUCAGUUUAAGUUGAUUUUCCAAUUCAGGACCACUGUCAGGGAUGCUAUCUGCGAUUUUAUUCCAAAAUCUGCUCUUACAAUCUCUCCAUUCACUGAACUUUUGGAAACCAAAGAGGAUUCCGAUUUCUUAGUUGUUAUGUUGUGCUAUUUGCUCCUACUUUUUGUUUGGAAUGAUUGCAAUGUGGUAGGUCUGUUGGUCUCUGUGUCGGAAGAGAAAGAAUAUGAUAAAGAUGGAAAGAAGAUGAAGAUGGCUGUGAUGGAACUUGCUGAAAAUGAUUAUAGGAUUCGGUGUGCCUUAUUUGGUGAAUAUGUUGAUGAACUUAAUCGAUUUCUGUCUUCUGGGUGUGUCAGUUAUCCAAGUUCACUUGGUAGAGUUGGACUUCAAAAUGUUAUGUUUGCAUCAAAGCUUGGAUUUAAUCUUGACAUCCCCGAGGUGGCAGCUUUUCAGAAAAGUUCUAUUCCAUAUGGAGCUGGAACUUUUGUUGUACUAGCAAAGAUAGCUGAAAUAGUUGAGGAUGGUAUUUGGUGGUACUCUUCUUGUGUGUGUGGCAGAGGUGUUCAGGCAGAAUCUAGGAUUUAUUUUUGUCAAUUUUGCAACAUCCAUGUUAUAAAUGUGACUCCUAGGUUUAGAGUGAAUGUGUUGGUUGAGGACUCCACUGGUGUUUCUAUUUUUGUCCUCUUUGAUCGUGAGGCAAGUUUCCUACUGAAUAAGACUUGUGCCCAACUGUUUGAACAACAUGUUAAGGAUGUUGAUGUUGUGUUUGGCACACAGUCUCCUCCUAUAUUCCAAGAAAUUGUUGGAAAAACUAUGCUGUUCAAGGUCCUUUGUAGGCCUGUUGGGAUGGAUAAAUUCAAAGGGACUUAUCCAGUGAGGCGUGUUUGUGAUGAUGCUGCAAUAGUUGGAAUGUCUGAGCUCUCUAGUUCAGAUUUGAGUCCUGAAAAGGCUGAGUUUGUACCAAAAGGAGAAGGAUCAUUUGGGGAACCUUCUAAGGUUACCAAAUCACCGAAUUUGGGAUUGACUCCUUCCAGCUUCUCUAAACUCUUUGUUGGUUCACCUCAAUGUACCCAAAAGGAAUCAACUGUUGUUGACAUGGGAACUGAUGAAGAUGCUAAGAAAGUCUAUUGA
Arachis ipaensis is the source of this 1179-nucleotide messenger RNA. The record is from RefSeq and is a predicted model, not a curated record. Lineage: Eukaryota; Viridiplantae; Streptophyta; Magnoliopsida; Fabales; Fabaceae.